AUGGAGGGAAACCUCUCCGCGCGAGGCAAAGCCUUCGCAGCACAGAAGCCAACAUCCCUCGAGGUAUUGAGUGAUUUGUGGGAUCCGAUAUCUAACCCCGAUGGGAUCGUGAAUAUUGGUCUUGCCGAGAAUACUCUCAUGCACGCGGAGAUGGAGAGGUUUAUCAAUUCUAAUGUUUUGGUAUUAAGUAGCGUCCGGCAGCUGCGAAUCGAUGCACAUGCAUUGACCUAUGGAGACGGGUUCAGCGGAUCGCACAAGCUCAAAAAAGCCAUCUGUCAUUUCCUGAGCCGUCUUUUUUCUCCCCGGAUUGCGCUACGGCCCUCCCAUCUUGCCAUUACAUCCGGCGUCAGCAACGCAAUAGAAUGCUGUGCCUGGGCUCUAGGAGAUUCUGGGGAUUACAUUCUGGUUGGACGGCCGUAUUUCAAUGCAUUCAAGACAACGUUUGGAACCCGACCAGGAAUUAACCUUAUCGAAGUCACGUUCGGAGUAACAGAUCCAUUUAGCAUGGCUGCAGUUGAACGCCUCCACAAUUUCCCCUCAAGCCUUGCAGACCAAGUUUCGACAUCUCUCUUACUGGAUGACACGUUCACAAGAGACUACAUCGCGACUAAUCAAAUUCGCUUGGCAGAAAGCUACCAUUUCGCGACGGAAUUUCUCCAGUUCCACCAUAUUCCAUACAUUGAGUGUAAUGCCGCAUUCUUCAUAUGGAUGAACUUGGGAGCCGCAGUCAAAGAUCGGACAGCCACUGAUAAGGAUAUUCUGGCAAGACUCCGAAAAGAGAGUGUGUACAUCGCGGCUGGGACCAUCUAUGCCGCCGAGGAAGCUGGGUGGUUUCGAAUGGUGUUUGCGCAUCCUCAGAAUUUGUUGAGUGAGGGACUCAAUCGAAUGCUUCGGGCUAUUCAAUGA
Penicillium argentinense is the source of this 906-nucleotide messenger RNA. RefSeq names its product aspartate aminotransferase. The record is from RefSeq and is a predicted model, not a curated record. Bases 1 to 906 code for a protein of 301 amino acids. Gene Ontology annotation, biological process: amino acid metabolic process; biosynthetic process. Lineage: Eukaryota; Fungi; Ascomycota; Eurotiomycetes; Eurotiales; Aspergillaceae. Gene Ontology annotation, molecular function: transaminase activity; pyridoxal phosphate binding. The transcript has 5 exons.